ACACUCCACUUCAGAAUCUCUUGUUUAGAGCUGAUCUCGAGAAUUGAGGUCGCUUGCUCAAUCUAUCUUCUAUAUUAAUUUUAAUUGCGUCCUUGACCUGGAGCUUCUUUCUCUCGCGUUUCUCUAAAUUUCACCCCGCUUUUAUCACAUUCGCCGCCAUGUCGCUUCCUCCUGUCUAUAUCGUCUCAUCUGCCCGUACCCCUGUGGGCUCAUUUCUCGGCUCUUUGUCUUCCUUGUCUGCCACUCAACUCGGCUCCCAUGCUAUCAAAGGAGCUUUGGACAGAGUUGAAGGAGUAAAGGCCGCUGAUGUCGAGGAAGUCUUUUUUGGAAACGUUCUAUCUGCCAAGUAGGUUUCCCGCGCAUUCUUCUGGUUGAAGAACUUGGCAGUACUAACGACCUCGAUUGAUAGUGUUGGACAGAACCCCGCCAGACAAGCAGCCCUCGGUGCCGGUCUCCUCGAAUCCACAGUAUGCACAACCGUGAACAAAGUUUGCGCCUCGGGCUUGAAGGCGGUUAUGCUUGGAGUCCAACACAUCCAGACCGGUGGUGCCGAUAUCGUUGUCGCUGGUGGCAUGGAGUCCAUGUCUAACGUCCCUCAUUACCUCCCCACUCUGCGAAAUGGUGCCAAAUACGGCCACCAGAACUUGGUCGACGGAAUCAUGAAGGACGGUCUCACCGACGCAUACAAGCAGGAACUUAUGGGUCUUUCUGCCGAGGAGUGUGCCCAGGAUCACGGCUUCAACCGUGAGCAACAGGAUGAAUAUGCCAUCCGCACCUACCAGAAGGCUCAGGAAGCUCAGAAGAGUGGCGCGCUCAAUGCUGAGAUUGUUCCUAUUGAAUUGCCCGGCUUCAGGGGUAAGCCUGGCGUUACCGUCUCUCAGGACGAGGAACCUAAGAACCUCAACCCAGACAAACUCCGAGCAAUCAAGCCUGCCUUCAUCCCCGGAUCCGGAACCGUCACCGCUCCCAACUCCUCCCCCCUCAACGAUGGUGCUGCCGCCGUUGUCCUCGUCUCCGAAGCCAAAUUGAAAGAACUCAACCUUAAGCCCAUCGCUAAAAUCCUCGGCUUCGCCGACGCUGCCCAACAGCCCAGCAAAUUCACCACAUCUCCCGCUCUUGCCAUCCCCAAGGCCCUCAAGAAGGCCGGUGUCACUCAAGACCAGAUCGACGCCUUCGAGAUCAAUGAAGCUUUCAGUGUUGUUGCGCUCGCAAACAUGAAGUUACUCGGCUUGUCAGAAGAUAAAGUGAACAUUCACGGUGGUGCUGUUGCUAUCGGUCACCCUCUCGGUGCCAGUGGUGCUCGUAUCCUUGUGACACUAUUGGGUGUUCUCAAGGCUAAGGGUGGUAAGCUUGGAUGUGCUGGCAUCUGCAAUGGUGGUGGCGGUGCUAGUGCUCUUGUGUUAGAGUCUCUCUUGUAAUGAAUCAAAGGAGGGAUUGAACAUUUAACGAACUAAAAAAGGUUAUGGAAUUCCUUUAUUUUCCAACUGUAAUUAGAUUUUACGAAGAUAUCAAUACAGCUUGUGUGAUGACAGGUG
Talaromyces stipitatus ATCC 10500 is the source of this 1535-nucleotide messenger RNA. Its product is annotated as acetyl-CoA acetyltransferase, putative. Gene Ontology annotation, biological process: fatty acid beta-oxidation; ergosterol biosynthetic process. Gene Ontology annotation, molecular function: acetyl-CoA C-acetyltransferase activity. The record is from RefSeq and is a predicted model, not a curated record. NCBI's taxonomy places the organism in Eukaryota, Fungi, Ascomycota, Eurotiomycetes, Eurotiales, Trichocomaceae. The transcript is spliced from 4 exons. Bases 516 to 1418 code for a protein of 300 amino acids.